This is a messenger RNA of Mya arenaria, 732 nucleotides long. RefSeq names its product vitelline membrane outer layer protein 1-like. Bases 60 to 695 code for a protein of 211 amino acids. The transcript is spliced from 4 exons. NCBI's taxonomy places the organism in Eukaryota, Metazoa, Mollusca, Bivalvia, Myida, Myidae. The record is from RefSeq and is a predicted model, not a curated record.
UUAAGUGUUCGCUUAUCUUAUAAAGGCCUCACAAAAUAACUGUCUUCUACAACUUAAACAUGCAGACAAUAAACAUCAUAACCUUCGUUGUGACAUUAUGCUUCUUGGCACGAGACACUUUCGCAUUUGUAUUGGUGCACCAGGCGCCUCGGAACGUUACAAAGGUGCUUACGGUGGAUAAUGGGGGUCAGUGGGGAACCUGGCGUGACCCCCACUUCUGUGCAGAGGGGGCUUUUGCCGUUGGAUACGAUAUGAAGAUCGAGAGCGACUCAGCGUCCGACGACACUGGGAUGAACGGGAUCAGACUAGAGUGCCACUUCAAGUCAAACGGACACUUCGGAGGCACAGUGGAGUCUGGGGUGGCCCCGUCAGGAGAUUGGCUCGGAUUGACGCGCUGUGAUAGUGGUCUCGGGGUCGAACACUUCCUGGUAUCUUUUUCUCUUCAGGUGGAGGCAGAGACGACGGACGACACCGCUGCCAACUACGCAAAGUUCAUGUGCAGGGAUUUUGCUGGAGUCAGCAGCCCCUACGAGAUUGUUCAUAAGCCCGGACACGGUUAUUGGGGCACAUGGGGAUCAUUCAGCGAAUUUUGUGAUCCGGACAGCGCUAUUUGCGGUAUCAGCACGAAAAUAGAAGAUGUCACCUGGGACCACACAGGGCUAAAUGACGCCAGAUUUUACUGUUGCCCCUUUUAAACUUGUUUUGCUAAAUAAAAGACUUCGUCAAUGCUAC